UUGUUCUUGCUCACCAACUCCUUUUGUUUCUGGGACUUUUCAGGAGGUCAGCGUGGAUUUGUAGCACAGGAAGAUGCGUGCAUUCAUGAAGAAAAUGUGCAUCUUUCUAUAGCUCUACUAGUUUCCUUCCCUAAAAGUACAACCUAUCCAGUGAAGCUUAUUCCAGAAAUGAGCUGGCUAAAGAACAUACAGUAUUGACCUGAACAGAUCGUGUACUGUUCAGUGCAGGAAUGUAGAGGCCACAAAGAGGUUAAAAAUCAUGGUGAUGCAAAUGGACUAUCCAGCACCUGUGAGACUGCCAUCCACUGCCGGAGACCUGAGAACGCCAUUCUCAGACACGGUCAAAUACUGCAUCUUGGGCAUCUCAGUCACUCUUCUUCUGCUGGCACUGGUGAUCUUGGCAUGGCAGACCUUCAGAUGCUGCACACAGAGACACUCCACAUACACGCAGCAAGACACCUUGAACAAUGAUCUGCAGUCGUUGGAGGAAAAGCCAGGAACGUCAGGAAACUACUCAGGAGCUCCAAGUACUAGGGUGGAGGAUGCAAACAAAGAGGUCUAUAGGCUGUGUCGCUGUCUGUCUCAGACUUCAUUAUCCCCCUCGGAAUCCAUCCAGAGAGAGGAAGACGUGGGAGAGCAAGUUAACAUUAGAAAGGAACUUGAUGGAACGCUACGUUUCUCCAUCUUUUAUGACCAGCUGCAGUCCUGUCUGGUGGUCACCAUCUUGCAGGUGGAGGGGCUUAUAGAGCACAGUCAGAAGGGCAACCUCCAUCCAUUUGUUAAGAUAAGUCUCAUGUGGGCAGGUUCACAUGGAGUGGCAUUGGAGAGCUGUACGAAUGAGGAGGGCCAAGGGCUGACACCUGGGAUGUGGACAGUGCUGCAGGAGUGGCGUACUCGCAUUGUGAAAGGCAGCUGUAACCCUUUAUUUGGAGACCAGUUUAGCUGUGUUUUACAAGAAGAAAAGGAGCUGAAUAACAUCAACCUCAGGAUAGAGGUGAGGGACUUUGACAGAUUCUCAAGACACACGGUGUUAGGAGAGGUGAGGGUUCCUCUAGGGCAGCUCAACAUCUCCUACCCUCUGGAGUUACAAGAGGAUCUACAGAGACCCCAGAAGGAUCUUGUAGGAGAGGUGCUUCUGUCUUUAAAGUUCCUUCCCACUUCUCAGAGACUGGAGGUUGGACUGCUAAAAGUCAGAACAGUCCUGCCAGAAAAAUGCUCAGAUACAGCUCUGUAUGCAAGGAUCAGUGUGCAGUGCAACCACUGCAAGUUAAGGUACCAAAAAACCUCUGCCAUGACCCACUGCCUGGUGACCAUUUUCAAUGAGGUCCUCAUGUUCUCCCUGCCAGAGUUUCCUCUUGAGCAAUGCAAAAUUUUAGUUUCUGUGUAUGAGACUCGCCUGACAAGGAAAUCCCCCAAACAUCUAAUUGGACAGUUGACUGUGGAAAAAGAGAGGAGUAGGGAAGACAAGCACUGGAGCUUAAUGAUGGCCUCUGUUCGCCAGCCAAUUGCAAAGUGGCACGGCCUGCUGAUUUGAAUUUCUUGUUGCUUGUAUAUCAGGCUGCAAAGGAUCAGCGCUUGCCUACCUACAGAACAUGCAAGGACUUAUCCUACCCCCUGGGACUCUUCAGUGGUUUGUAGACAUUUCUGCUACAAUCAGGACAGUGGAGUAACAACAUUAUUUAAAUUCAACUCAGUUUACUUGUUAACUGACCUGGCUACUUAUCCCUCUUGUUUCACUUUUUAUCUCAUCAUGUUGAUGUUACAACAAAGAUCUGACAUUUAGCCUCCUGAUUUGUGAACAAGUUUGCACUAACUGUUCUCAUGUUGUAAAUGUGCUGGUUGUUUUAUGCUGUUUUCAUUUUUUACUGUUUUUUGUGCAUGAGGAACUGCCUCCUCUGUGUUAUUGAAAUGUAUAUUGAAAGUAAAAUAACUAAUGGAACUAUCAAGACCAUACUGUAAGCAGGUCAAAACCACUUCAAAACAACCACUAGAGGGAGGCGGAGGGCUGUUUUAGCCAGGAGUCAGCCAGCACUCAAUGUAGACCCAGAGAAGCCAGAGAAUGGAAUACUAAAAUUGGCCCAAUAACAUGUACUAAGUCAAACUAGAAAACCGGACAUAAACAUAAGACUUGAAAAUAGCUGACUUAUCUCAACUGGUCAACACAUGAGCAAAGGCACUGUUUGUCAACAGGCAAGGCAGGCAACUGCUUAAAGCCCCAGACCAGUUAGGUGGCCCACAAUGGCUGAUAAACUUAAACCACAGCAGUGGCUCAAAAUUAGCAAAGUUUGCAAUGACAGUUGGAAACCUCCCUAAGGGGGCCCCACUUGACAUCACUCAAUCAUAUAAUAGUAAAUGACUUGAAUUAGACUUUUCUAGCCCUCAAU
Molecule: messenger RNA, 2384 nt
Organism: Labrus bergylta (ballan wrasse)
Lineage: Eukaryota; Metazoa; Chordata; Actinopteri; Labriformes; Labridae
Gene: syt19
Product: synaptotagmin XIX
Biological process (GO): calcium-ion regulated exocytosis; cellular response to calcium ion; regulation of calcium ion-dependent exocytosis
Cellular component (GO): plasma membrane; exocytic vesicle
Molecular function (GO): calcium-dependent phospholipid binding; clathrin binding; phosphatidylserine binding
Source: RefSeq, a predicted model, not a curated record